Molecule: messenger RNA, 1203 nt
Organism: Camelina sativa (false flax)
Lineage: Eukaryota; Viridiplantae; Streptophyta; Magnoliopsida; Brassicales; Brassicaceae
Source: RefSeq, a predicted model, not a curated record
AUGUGUCCCCCACCAGGGUUUCAGACUAACCAGGGCCAGGAAACCGAUUUAAGAGCUAUGAUGCAGCAAAUGCUACUUGGACAAGCAAAUGGGCAGCUUGAGACAACAAAGAAGUUGGCUGAGUUAACUCAGAGACUGGAUUCUUCUUAUCAUGAUUUGCAUCUCAAGUUUAACACCCUGCAAUCAAAGAUGAUGACCAUUGAAAGUCAAAUGAAGGGAAAAGCAAUUGAACAAACAACUGAGUUUGCUAAUGCCAUUAAUCUUCGAAGUGGCAGACAACUACCAGAAAGGAUUGGUAUUUUGCCACUCACUGAGGACAGUGAUAUUCAAGAUGGGGAGGAGUUUCAACAAGAAACAACUCAGACUGAAAAACAGGUGGAGUCCGAGCAACCACUCGACCAGCCACUCGAACCCUCACACGAUCGAGUACCUGAUCGAGCAGGAAGUCGAGUACCUACCCAGGAAAAGCUCGACCCAGCUGCUACCAAGGAAAAAGAAGUGUGGUUCAUCCCACCCCCUUAUAAGCCUCCACUACCUUUCCCAGGAAUAUUUAAGAAGCAGAUGGUUGAAAAGUAUAAAGCACUGUUUGACAAACAAGUUAGAGAAAUUGAGGUUAGGAUGCCUUUAAUAGAUGCCUUUGCUUUGAUUCCUCCCUAUCAGAAAUUCCUGAAAGACGCUGUAAUGGAAAGGAUCAAAGAAGUUCAAGGAAUGGUAGUUCUUAGCCAUGAGUGUAGUGCUAUAAUCCAAAAACAGGUAAACCCACAGAAGUUAAGAGAUCCAGGUUCUUUCAGAUUGCCUUGCUCCAUUGGUCCUCUGACUUUCAACAGAUGCCUCUGUGAUUUGGGAGCUCCAAUCAGCCUAAUGCCUCUGUCAGUUCCAAAACGCCUAGGGUUCACAAGGUACAAGCCAUGCAAUAUAUCCCUGAUCUUAGCUGAUAGAUCAGUAAGAUUCCCACAUGGUGUUUUGGAGGACUUACCAGUAAGAGUUGGAACAGUAGAAGUCUCAAUAGACUUUGCUGUUCUGGAAAUGGAUGAGGAACCUAAAGAUCCUCUGAUCCUAGAAAGACCAUUUCUAGCCACAACAGGAGCUAUUAUAGAUGUAAGGAAGGGUAAAAUUGAUCUCAACUUGGGAGAGGACUUCAAGAUAACAUUCGACGUUUUAGAGACCAUGAAGAAACCAACAAUUGGAGGACAAAUCUUUUGA